AUGCAGCAAUUUCGAGCUCUAUCACAUACUCUACUCGAGUCUGUCACUUCCUCGACACGCCGCCUGAUGUACGGCUUGCAGCCGGUAAUCGAUCUCCACACCGUCCAGGACAAGAUGUCUAAAGUGGAAAAAGGCUACUCGUUCGUGACCGAACCAGCAAACCACCUGGCCGAUGCCUUCUUAGCCCUGUCAGAGCGUGCCUGCCUCUCCCCGGUGGAUGGGCUCAUGGGUAAGAACGGCUGGGACUACCAAGCAACCCGUCGCUAUAUGGAGCUGCAUGAACAAAUGUUGGUGGAGCUCAUGGCGUUGAUCCAUCUCACCGGCGGCCAGGCCUCUCGGGCAACAGAGCUCAUGUCCCUCGAACAUUGCAACGGGACGUCGACGAGUCGGGGGGUAUACGUCUACGACGGUUCUUUCUUCCUCGUGACCAGGCAUGUCAAGGCUCGUACCGUUACCAAUAACGAGUUCCAUGUUGCCCGCACACUGCCGAAAAAUGUCGGCCAUCUUCUCUAUCAAUACCUUGUGUACAUCCGGCCGUUUAUCUAUAUGCUGCAGCGGCGUUGCUACCACAUCGACGUCGACUCUACCUUACUCUUCUCCUCCAACCCGCUCUGCUGCGAGUUUACAAGUUGA
This is a messenger RNA of Parathielavia appendiculata, 633 nucleotides long. RefSeq lists its product as uncharacterized. Lineage: Eukaryota; Fungi; Ascomycota; Sordariomycetes; Sordariales; Chaetomiaceae. The record is from RefSeq and is a predicted model, not a curated record. The transcript has 2 exons. Bases 1 to 633 code for a protein of 210 amino acids.